Tribolium madens (black flour beetle) is the source of this 1562-nucleotide messenger RNA. Its product is annotated as GDP-fucose protein O-fucosyltransferase 2. The coding region runs from base 135 to 1409 and encodes 424 amino acids. The record is from RefSeq and is a predicted model, not a curated record. The transcript has 6 exons. Gene Ontology annotation, molecular function: peptide-O-fucosyltransferase activity. Lineage: Eukaryota; Metazoa; Arthropoda; Insecta; Coleoptera; Tenebrionidae. Gene Ontology annotation, biological process: protein O-linked glycosylation via fucose.
UUUUUACACAAAUCAAAUUAUAAGAUUUUAUAACCAGUUUAUAAAAACUCUUGGCAUAAUAAUUUAAGAUUUCUCUAAUGUGCAUUUUAGAAAAUAAGAUAACCGGAGGUGACACCUGAUAUAACCUCACAAAAAUGACAAGAAACUUACCACAAAACCACUUAUUUAAAUUCAUUUUGCUUAUUGUAUUCGUCUAUUGCAAUUACGGUGAAGAUUAUUGUCACGUUAAUUCACAAUGUGGCCAAAAUUCUAAUUCGAAAGACAGGUAUUUAUUGUACGACGUAAACCCGCCUGAAGGUUUCAACUUGCGUCGGGAUGUCUAUAUGCGCUUUGCAAUUCUAGCACACAAAUUGCAACAAUCAAAAAAAGAGGAACUGAAAAACGUAAAAUUGGUUUUACCCCCUUGGUCGCAUUUAUUUCAUUGGAAAUACAACGCGGAACCUGAACAGAUACCUUGGGGGCUGUUUUUUAAUGUAGAUAGUUUAAAAAGAUUUGCACCAGUAAUAGAAAUGUAUGAAUUUUUUGAUGCCAUAAAUAGGACUUAUAGUGUUCAAAUUGACGAGGUUUAUGUUUUGCAACAUUUUAAACAUAUGUUUGAGACUGGAAAUUUUGAAGACAAGAUGAAAGUUGAAAAGUGUGCUCAAAACUACCAAAUAAAUUAUUUCUUUUAUAAAAAUAUUACUUCAAACAAUGUUAAAUGUUUGUCUUAUCAUGGACCUGCGACAAAGUUAUCACAAUUAUUACUCAAAUCUUCCGCCAAAACAAUUUUGUUGCAUCAUGCUGAGGUUGCGCUACAUGACAUGUUUGGGGACCGAAUUUACUGGAAGUGUCGAAGAAGUAUGAGAUUUAAUCGAGAAUUACAAAAAAUUGCACUCGAUUUCCGAAAAAAAUUCUUAAACUCGAGUGAUGAAUUGGAUGAGACUUUAUUGCCAGAGAAUUGGGAGGAUGAAACACCUAAAAGAAACGCAAAAGGGGGUCCAUACUUAGGAGUUCACUUACGAAGGAGAGAUUUUUUGCGCGGAAGGGCGCACCAGGUUCCUUCUAUCAAUAGCAUAACUGAUCAAAUUACUACUUUACUUAAAAAGUUGAAUUUAUUGCAAGUUUUUAUCGCUACGGAUGCUGACGAGGACGAAUAUCGAGAAAUUGUAAAAAACAUUCCUUACAAAACACUGAGAUUUACACCAAACAGCAAAACGAAGAAAAGAAUAAAAGAUGGAGACGUGGCCAUAAUUGAUCAAAUUAUUUGUUCUCAUGCCAGAUAUUUCAUUGGGACUUAUGAAAGUACAUUUUCAUUUCGUAUUCAAGAGGAGCGGGAAAUUUUGGGAUUUCCCACAGACACAACUUUUAAUUGUUUUUGCAAAGAAAAUACGGAGUGUCCGCAACCUUCAGUUUGGAAAAUUGUAUAUUAACAAAGGCUGUAAUUUCUUUUUUAAUAAAGUAUGAUAGAGAACAUCCACAAAAGUCAAAACUUUUUACUUUAAAUUUCGCCCACAUUUGUUGAUGGAGGGGAUCCAAUGAAAUUGUAAUUAUUUUCCAAUUUUUGUCAAAUUUUUGUAUGCGAU